CUGUUUAGUGGGAGGUCACUUGAGCAGCUGCUCUGAUGUUGCGUUUAUCAUUCGGAAGUGAGACGCCUGGAUUUUCUCUUACAUAAGCGACGCCACAACAUUCCUGAGCUUUGGAGAAAGCUCACUGUCUCGCACAAGAUCCAGGUUCAAAGAGAAGCAGAGCUGUUCCCUCUGAAGACCUAAUUCCCGUGAGGAGAAUGAUAAAGCAAGCAUUGAUUGGGAUUCUGUGCGGUGCUGUCGCACUGACCGUUGGGAUCCUGAUCGGCCACUACGGCAUCACCAAGAGCAACGGCUCUUGGGCGAAGGACGUGGCCAAGGACGUGGACGAGAGCCUCGUUGAGAAGUUUUUGUCUGAGGUGGACAGCAGCCACAUUCGGGAAAACCUCCGGGAGCUGACCAAAGUGCCCCACAUGGCCACCACAGCUGGAGACGAGCAGACAGUGCAGCUCAUGCUGAAGAGAUGGCAGGACCCCGACGCGGGUCUGGACCAGGCCUGGAGAGAGGAGUACCUCGUCUACCUGUCUUUCCCUGACCCCAAGAAGCCCAACAAGGUCACUGUUGUGAGCCCCGCUGAUGCUGUGCUGUACACCGCCAGGGAAAAAGAGAAAGUCUACACUCCGGACCAAGAUGACGCCGAGGUGGUGCAGCCGUACGCCGCUUACUCCCCUGCUGGACAGCCCAAGGGAAAACUGGUGUACGCCAACCAGGGCAAACCAAGUGACUACAAGCUGUUGAGUGAAACUGUGGACUUGAGAGGAACUAUCGCAAUCACCAGAUAUGGCGGAGCGGGAAGAGCUGAUAAAGCCAUCAAUGCGGCACCCUACGGAGUCAGCGGCGUGCUCGUCUACACGGACCCGUUGGACAUCAACGAUGGUCUCAUGUCGGACGCCAGUGAGACGUAUCCUCACUCCUGGUACAUGCCGCCAUCUGGCGUGGAGAGAGGUUCUUUCAACACUCACUAUGGAGACAUGCUCACUCCCUACCUGGCUGCCAAAGAGGAAACCUACAGGAUUCCAGCCGAGAGCAUCACUGGGAUUCCUCCCAUUCCAAUCCAACCCAUCGGGUUCGAGGAUGCCUACAAGCUUAUCUGUGAGCUAGGUGGAAGAGCAGCUCCAGAUGCAUGGCGGGGAGGAUUCAACUGCACCUACAACUUUGGCGGCCCAGGAUUCAAAUCAACAUCUGCCUUUAACGAAAGUGACGUGAAACUGGCAAUCUUCAACACGGAAGUGGUAAAGAACUCCUCCAAUGUGAUGGGAGUGAUCCGAGGGAGUGUGGAGCCAGACAGGUAUGUGAUCUAUGGGAACCACAGGGACAGCUGGGUUCACGGUGCCAUCGACCCGAGCAGCGGGACCUCCGUCAUGCUGGAACUGACCAGAGUGCUGGGCAGGAUGGUGAAGCAGGGCACUUGGAGGCCUCGCAGGUCCAUCAUCUUUGGAAGCUGGGGGGCAGAGGAGUUUGGCCUUAUCGGGUCUGCAGAAUACACCGAGCAAUACUUCACCAAGCUGAGCGAGCGAACUGUUGCUUACAUCAAUGUGGAUAUAGCUGUUUUUGCCAACGCCACUCUCAGGGCUUCUGGGAUGCCUUCCCUUCAGAACGUCAUCUUCAAAGCCACAAAACAGGUCGAUGCGCCUGGACUGGGCGCCACAUCUGUGUACGACAACUGGAUUCGAUAUGCCAACAGGACGAGCUCGGCCCAUGGGCCCAUUCCCAGGGUGGGAUACUUGACAGGAGCAGGGAGUGACUACGCCGCCUUCGUCCAUUACCUGGGAAUCGCUUCGAUGGACAUUUCGUACACAUACGACAGGAGUAAAACAAAUGCUCGGAUAUACCCGGCGUACCACACAGCGUACGACACCUUUGACUACGCUUCGAAGUUCAUUGAUCCCGGGUUCAUCAGUCACCAGGCCAUUGCUAGGACAGCAGGAAACGUUCUGAUCCGACUGGCUGACAGCCUGGUGCUGCCAUUGAACUGUAGCGACUACGCAGAGAGUCUGGAGGACUACCUCAACACAGCAGUCCCCCUGUAUCAGUCCAAACUGCAAGCUCAGGGAAUCUCCAUGGAACCACUGAAACGCGCCGUGGCCAGCUUUCGCAGCGCCGCUACUCAUUUGGACCAGGUCAUUCGCAGUUCCGACCUGGCAAAUGAAACGCCGCUGAAGGUCAGAAGGAUCAACGACCAGCUCAUGCUGCUGGACCGAGCCUUCUUGGACCCUCUGGCCUUCCCAGAUAAAUAUGCAUACAGGCAUGUUAUCUGGGCCUCGAGUAGCGCCGGUAAGCCAACCUUUCCGGGUCUGGCUGAUGCCUUUGCCAACGCCGAGUUAACAGUCGGCUCCUGGGCCAGAGUGCACUACCACCUGUCGGUCCUGAGCCAGGCCAUCGAGGGCGCAGCACACACACUGGCUGAUGUCAUAUAGAGGAAGAGGAACUGUGCUCGCCAUGGGAAUAAAGAAAAGAAGACACAGACCUACAGCCAAUAAGCACUGACUGGGUGUCGUCUAUGUUUGUCACAGGAUUUCAACAUUUGAUAAUGAUCUUUUUUUAUUGGUCACUUAUAUAAUAAAAUAAUAUAUAUAUAUAUAUAUAUAUAAAAUAUCCACCUCAAUAAAAACACACCAGUAUAUUAUUUAGU
This is a messenger RNA of Gasterosteus aculeatus aculeatus (three-spined stickleback), 2629 nucleotides long. RefSeq names its product N-acetylated alpha-linked acidic dipeptidase like 1 (gene naaladl1). NCBI's taxonomy places the organism in Eukaryota, Metazoa, Chordata, Actinopteri, Perciformes, Gasterosteidae. The record is from RefSeq and is a predicted model, not a curated record. Gene Ontology annotation, molecular function: carboxypeptidase activity.